CUGUCGCACCCGCCGGGUUUGGCGCCCCUCCUGAUCGGGUAUGGUGCUACGUCAGAUCCGCGUGCUCGCACGGCCCGGCUGCGCCCGCAACAUAAAUACAAGCCGCUCAUCUCCAACGUCGCUUUCUUGUACUCUCGACUUCUUCCUUCAUCCCUCUCUCUUUUCCUUCACUCGGCCCCUACCUCCUAAAAAUGCGCUUAUCACCAAUGCCUUUCUAAUCGCUCAAUCGCCAAGUAUUUACGCUGUUCGGCACUGUUUCCCUGGAGCUCUUCUUUGCGUUCCGGCUUAUUCUCACUACUUCACUCGACUCAUUCUACAAUUUCAACUCGAGUCUGAGCUUCAUCUACGCUAAGCAAUCGAGAUCCGCCUACUCUCUACCAUCCAGGAUGCCUCUCUUUGUCCGUGGCGGCCGACUUCGCGUCUGCCUGAUCUCGACUGCGUCCGAUACUGAGACAUUGA
Messenger RNA from Canariomyces notabilis, 459 nucleotides. RefSeq lists its product as uncharacterized. NCBI's taxonomy places the organism in Eukaryota, Fungi, Ascomycota, Sordariomycetes, Sordariales, Chaetomiaceae. The record is from RefSeq and is a predicted model, not a curated record. Bases 41 to 352 code for a protein of 103 amino acids. The transcript has 3 exons.